AUGCAAAGCGAGGUAACUAAUUUAAAUGACUUGCUGGCGCGCACAUUCCCUGGUCUCGAGGCGGAGCGCAACAAGAGCGGCGCCUUCAUUAUCAGAGGUGUCGCUCAGGUCGGGGAACUUUAUAAUAUAAAGCUCUUCUUGCCGCACUACCCGGAGCUGAGGGACCUACAGUUGUACGUGUUACAGAACUUUGAGUAUCAAUCCUACCACAGUGGAAAUCUUAAACUAGAAUCCGAAUGGGGUCUGGAAGAAUUACUGUCGCGCUUACCCCAACUUGUGUCUGUGUCGUCGACAAUGUCAAAUAAAUCGAACCCUGACCACCACCACCCCAAAAUCAGCGACAUAUAUUUCGAGAUUGUGGCCCUACAGGACUCCCAGGAAUACCACAUGCAAAUGAAUGUGCAACGGACACGGGUGCGCUUUAGCCGCUUUGUCGACUACGACCAGCACUACCUGGAGCUGGAGCUGCCCACGUUAAGCCUUCUAGAGCACAGUUUGCCGGAAUGUGUCAACUGGAACGAGCUGUUUAAGCAACAGGCGCGCACGCUCAGCGAGCCAUUGGCACUUUAUCUUAAGUUUUUAGAGGAACUGAGUCCCUUUUACGAGAGUUUCGUGGACAUAGACGAGUUGUGUCAAGUACUGCAGCCAUAUCCUAUCACCACAAAAGACAGCAUUCGCGUGUUCCCGCUUAAGGAUCGUGUUUACAUUAAGCUAAGCAUUGCAGAUCCCUUUGCCAUUCACUCAUCCAUGGAGUUGCAGAUCAUUGGACCGACCGAGGAAGUAAGUCACCUGCGUCAUGUGCUUAGCGAUGGGCUGAGUAGCUGGGACAUCGAGCUGAGCAUACAUAACAAUCUACUGAGAAUCUUUGAUCUGUGCUACUUUCCAAUGCCUCUGAGCGAUUUGAGUACUAGCAAGGCUGAGGAGGAGCAGCAACAUUGUAAUAUUUGUUACGUUUAUCGCUUGGACGGAGGCGAAGUACCGCUUGUGUCCUGCGACAAUACCCGCUGCGUACUCAAGUGUCAUGCGGCAUGCUUAAAGAAAUGGUUCAACUCCCUGUCAGGAGGCAAGACUUUUCUUGAGGUAUCCUUUGGGCUAUGCCCUUUCUGCAAGGCGAAACUAUCCACCUCCUUUGUGGCGCUUUUAAAUGAAUAAACAUAUCCCAGGACAUUCUCCAUUCCGCACACUUGCAUAUUUAUUCACAUACAGUAGUAAAACAUUGUAAGCAUAUGGAGACAAUUGUAAAAUGAAUUUGCAAAGUGGUUAGCUUAAGUGUCACAUUUGUAAAAUACGUUUUAUAUUUAAUUAAACUUAUUAGAUUAAAUUAAA
Messenger RNA from Scaptodrosophila lebanonensis, 1326 nucleotides. RefSeq names its product E3 ubiquitin-protein ligase FANCL (gene Fancl). The record is from RefSeq and is a predicted model, not a curated record. Gene Ontology annotation, biological process: protein monoubiquitination; interstrand cross-link repair. The transcript is spliced from 3 exons. Bases 1 to 1152 code for a protein of 383 amino acids. Gene Ontology annotation, molecular function: ubiquitin protein ligase activity. NCBI's taxonomy places the organism in Eukaryota, Metazoa, Arthropoda, Insecta, Diptera, Drosophilidae. Gene Ontology annotation, cellular component: nucleus; Fanconi anaemia nuclear complex.